Capsaspora owczarzaki ATCC 30864 is the source of this 804-nucleotide messenger RNA. RefSeq lists its product as hypothetical. Gene Ontology annotation, biological process: mitochondrial respiratory chain complex I assembly. The record is from RefSeq and is a predicted model, not a curated record. Bases 107 to 586 code for a protein of 159 amino acids. Lineage: Eukaryota; Filasterea; Ministeriida; Capsasporidae. The transcript is spliced from 3 exons.
GUUUUUUUAGUUACUUUUUGACCCUUGCGUUUUUGUUUGAGUUUUAUUGAAUAUUUUAGCGUUACUCUUUUUGCUCACUCUUUUUUUUUUUUUUUCCCUUUCAGCAAUGCACCACGACGAGGCUUCUUCCGCUGCGCCUGGCUCGCACGAGUACCACCCGCGCGACGCCCCGACGGACGUCAUCGGCAACAUGAUCACGACGUCUGCCAAGCUGGGCUGCGUCGGCCUGUUCGCUGGCUCGGUCCACGCCGCCUGGGUCCAGCAGCCAGCCGUCAAGGAGUUCACGGGCGUCCUCCUGCGCGACACUGCAGGCCACCUCGGCCGCUACUCGGUCGCAUUCGCUGCCGUCGGCGCGGCUUGGAGUGGCACGGAAGGCUUUGUUGCCAGCCUGCGUCACCAACGCGAUCCUUUUAGCGCUGCUGCUGGUGGUGCCGCCGCCGGUGCUGCUUUGGGCAUUCAGCGACUGAGCUUGCCAAUCGCUGUUUCCGCUGCCGUGGCCGGUGCCUCGAUUGCCGCUGCUGCAGAGUAUUUCGGCUCCUUCAAGCAAGCCAACAGCCACCAAGCCCGCGCUGCCCACUGGAACUAACCAGCAUUCGUGCAGUUUAAUCCGUUGCUGGUCUAUUACUGUAUUUCAAGCAAAGCUAUUCGGGAAUACGUGUCGAACUGAACAAGCAAGAGAUUGUUUGUUCGUCCCACUCUUUCCCCCGCCCCCGCCCCCGCGUCCUUCUUAUCUGUCUGUGUUGCUGCCGUUGUUUUGUAUUCAUGUGCGUUGUUCACCAUGUCAAAUCGUCCUUUUUAUUCCGA